This is a messenger RNA of Saccostrea cuccullata (small rock oyster), 3388 nucleotides long. RefSeq lists its product as uncharacterized. The record is from RefSeq and is a predicted model, not a curated record. The transcript has 3 exons. The coding region runs from base 165 to 2747 and encodes 860 amino acids. Lineage: Eukaryota; Metazoa; Mollusca; Bivalvia; Ostreida; Ostreidae.
UUUCAGUGAGUGGAAAUGAUGCAGUUGUAGAUCAAAAUUUUGAGUCUGAAGUUUCCUUGUCACAAGUUACAGAUUCAGAUUUCGAAUUCAUAUCAUCUCAGUCUACAAGUGCAUCUAAUUGGUCAAAAGAUGAAAGAACUCAACGUGAACUAUUCAACCAGGCAAUGGAUAUUCUAUCAAGUGGUGAUUACCCCCCUUUAAAGUGCCAGGUUUCUCAGAAAUUGGACCAGUUACAGUACUCAACAAAGAAGUAUUACAUACGUCAAGCACGUUUGGCAAUUGAGCUUGUUUGUGAGAGCAUUGCACCAUGCCAAGGUAGAGAUUUGAUGCAUCAAGUUUUUGACAGCAUUCCAAAGGAGAAACCAAAACAAAGUGAUGCAAUUACCGAAACAGUUAUUUCAGCUUACAUGAAGGCAGAGGAUCAUACUACGAAAGUGCAGAUUUUAUCAAUAAUUGUAGGACAAUAUACCAAAUCAGAACUCUUGUCUCUUGUUGAAGGGUUAACUCUCUACAAAAUUGAUGCUGCAAGAAAGUAUGCUGCGACCCAUGGACCAGGGCAGUACAUUACGCCACCAAAGAUCACACGAGUACGAAUACCAAAAGAGAAGAUACAUCAUUUCAUUCAGUUCAUUUCAUCUCCAGCUUACCUGCAAGUUGUCGGAUUUGGAUCAAGACACUUGAAAUUAUCAUCAGGACUAAGUGUAAAAAUUCCAAAAGUGAUACGAACUAUGAUAGCUUCUCGACUCAUCACCGCAUACGAUACCUAUUGCAAAGAAAACUCAAUCAUUCCUCCAUCAAGAGCAACCCUAUAUAAAAUCAUCAAAGCAUGCCCUGCCUCUCAACUGAAGUCUCUGCAUGGAUUGGACAACUACAUCAGUGAUGGAAUGGAUGGUAUUGAUACAUUGAAGAAAUUGAUAUCCAGUCUUGCUAUGAAGGGUCUUUCAGAGAGCAAAGUUGCUGAAAUCCAGAAAAUGAUGGAAACAUUGAAGGUACAUCUGAAGAAUGAGUUCAAAAGUCACAUCUCCCCUUCUAGUGACUGCAUUCAUCACUGUACUCAGUUUGCAUUGUCCGAAAAGGAAUGUGAUCAUGUGCAUAAUGCCAGCUGCCAGUUAUGUGAAACUAUGUAUCAUGUGAAAUUGGAAAUUGCUGAUCUCGUAAAACGUACAACUUUUAACAGCACUCAAGACAAAGAAGAAACAAACCACGAUUUUGAGUUGGCAAUAGAAAAGAUAUGGGCAUGGAGAGAUCAUUCAAUUAGAACAGUGAACCAGGAUCUGUGCAGAGAGAAUAUCAUUCAGAACCUACAGGAACAUGAAGUGAUGAUCAUAGCUGACUGGGCAAUGAAGUAUUUACCACAAACUUUUCGUGAAACACAGUCCGAGUGGUUUGGCAAGCAGGGUAUCAGCUGGCACAUGAUUUGUGGGAUUCUUUGUCAGGCACAGUCAACAACAGAAGAUAAAGAAGACCAGAAGAACGUUGAGAUAGUUUCCAUAGUGCAUCUUGUGGAAGAGGGUAAACAAGGAUGGCACUUAGUUAGUCAAAUUUUCAGCAAUGCUUUCAAAGUGUUGAAGUCCAUCCAUCCACAUCUAAGGGAUGCAUACAUCAGAUCAGAUAAUGCGGGUUGUUACCAUUCCUUACCAAUGCUGUCCUUUCUCUGGAAAUUCCGCAAUGAAUUGCCACUAGUUGUAAAGCAGUAUGAUUUCAGUGAAGCACAAUCUGGCAAAGACUUGUGUGACUCGCGAACAGGAUCCUGCAGGCUUCACAUGCUGAAUUACAUCAAUGAAGGCCAUGACAUCACAAACACUUUGCAAAUGAAGGAGGCACUUGAAAGUCAUGGUGGUAUAAGAAACACCUAUGUUUCCAUUGUUAGCCCAACAUCUCCUAUUGAUACACAGCCAAUACUUUGUGGGCAGUUGAAGAAUUUUCAGAUCUCCAAGUAUAACAAUUUCAGCUUUGAAGAUGAAGGACUUAGGGCUUACAAAGCUUAUGGAAUUGGAGGAGAGCUGAUAAAUGCUUCAGAUAUUUCCAGGAUUUCCGAGCAACUGUCAUUAGCAGAUGAAAAGUUGGUAUUUUCUGACCCAAAACAACCAGAUUUCAAAGCAGCAUAUAUAAGGGGGAGCACAACCAGAGACAACUUUUCUUGCAUUGAACCAGAUUGUAUUCGGGUGUUUAAAAAAGAAAACCAACUGAUUCACCAUCUUGCUGUUGGUAAGCAUGUGUAUGAUGAUGAAAAUUUGGACAAUCUGAAAGACAGGAGCAUGCGAAUUUGGUCUUCCCAGUGCCAGGAACUGCAACUGAAUCAACCUGUAUCCUGCUAUGGUGUGGAAAUCUCAGAAUCCAAUUUUUUUGCUGAAUGCCCUGGAUAUGCAUUAAAAAAGAGAAAAAAAGCAGUCCGCUUCUCUCCAAAGGUGAAGAACUAUCUAUCAGUGUUAUAUAAUCAUGGAGAAGAGUCUGGGAAGAAGCCUAGUCCUUUCACGAUCUCCAAACAAAUGAGAUGCGAGACAGAUGUCGAUGGGAACUGUCUUUUUUCACCAGCUGAAUGGCUUUCACAUCAACAGAUUAGAAGUUUCUUUGGAAGUUUAUGUAUGAAGAAGCAGAGAGAAGCUGAAAGAUCUGGAAAAUCCCCUGACAUAAAAAAGGAUGAUAAUCUUGAAGAGGAUGAAGACCUUCAAAACAUUAUCAGUGAUUUGGUGGCACAUGAGCAUCAGAGUUUACUAUCAAACAUUGUUAAAGAAUUAACAUUUUGAAAAUGGUGUGUUUCAGUUUAUGAACUGUUACAUGCUAAUAGUUUACUUCUGCUUGUCAGUAUACAAACAAUCAAAUGUGAAUUUCAUGCUUUCAUGUAAGUUCGAUAAAUCUGAUUUGCCAAGAAGUGAUAUUUAAAAAUGUGGACUUUUUUUCACCUCAGUUUGGGACCCAUUGUUUUUCACUCAUUUUGCCAAACUUUGAGUGCAGUAUGUAGCUUCUGUAAAUUUUAGCUAUUGUAUUUCCUUUUAAAGUAAGAUGGACAUUAAUACACUUGAUACUUUUCAAAUGCAUGUAAAGGAAGUUGAAUGAGGAUUGCCAUAUACUUCAUGAGAUAUAUUGUUUUUGUUUUUAUAAAUCUAAGGUAUUAUGAAAGACAAUUGAUCAAGUUAAUUCUUUUCAUUUAUUUGUAUAAUUUUUUUUGCAUCACUUGAAAGUCUAGAAUUUACAGCUUGCCUAUGUAUUAGUUUGUAUUUUAAUAUACAUAUAUGAAUCAAAGAAUUUACAGCUGACAGACUCUUGAUAUAACUAAUUAGUAAUACUUGUAAAUAUGAGAGACCCAUAGGUCACAUCUUUCACCUGAGUAACUUCUUUACGAAUUCCCCUUUUUAUAGUAGUAAUAUCAUUUAUUUGUAUGAUUUUA